GAAGCUUUUGCCCCACUCCUCCUGACAGCAUCGCUGCCCAGGGUCCCAUCCAGCAUCCCGAGGCUGGGGGCAGGCUGGGGAGAGCCCUUCUCCCAGGGUCUGUGCGCAGGAUCCAGCCCCGGCGGGGAUCAGGUCUCGUAGCCAUAGCAGCGGGGUAUUUAUUACAGCCUGGCCACACUCCACCCCGGCCGGCGGACUUUAGCCCUUAAUCAAAUAGAAAAGUAGCACCAGACGCCGCCGAUCCCGACAGGCAGCGUAAAACACAAGGAGGGCCCUCAAAAUAAUGGCAAAAUUUCUGUCCCAGGAUCAAAUUCAUGCUUUCGAAGGCAUCUGCUUGCUCUGAAACCAGAGAAAUCUCCCUGAUUUUGUUAAGACGGCGCUGGGCGCAGGCAGGGAGCUGAAACACCCCCCCCCCCCCCCGCAGACCCACACGCUGGAUGGCACCAAGACCAGCAGAGGUGAACCAGCAACUCCCAGCCCCACCAACGCAUCAGCCCUGGCCAAGCUAGCAGGGGCAGGAGAAGGUUCAGAGUUCAAGGAAUGUUUUUCCCUGUACGACAAGAAACAAAAAGGCAAGAUAAAAGCCUCUGACCUGAUGGCAGUGAUGCGGUGCCUGGGAGCCAGCCCGACGCCAGGAGAGGUGCAGAGACACCUGCACUUGCACAAGAUCGACAGGAAUGCAGAGUUGGAUUUCUCCACUUUCCUGAAUAUCAUGUACAGGCAAAUGAAGCAAGAGGAACCCGAGAAGGAAAUCCUCACGGCCUUGUCCAUGAUAGACAGGCAGAAGACAGGCGUUAUUACCGUCUCAGAGCUGAGAGCCAAACUUACAAGACUAGGAGAGAAGCUUUCCGAGGAAGAAGUUGAUGACCUGCUAAAAGAAGCUAAAGUUGGACCAAAUGGAAGAAUAAAAUAUGAAGAAUUUGUCCACAUCAUGUGUCUUCCUACAGUCGACUACUAAAAUUCAAAACAAGAGAUUUGUUAAGAGCAGGACCUGGAACUUUUUUGACUUCAAUUUUUCCUAAUUACUAUUGGGACUCAGGAACCAUCAUUUGCCUUUAAAAAAAAAAAACGUAUUUUGCCUUCAUGACAGUGCUUAUACUUACACAGGUUUCCACCCCAUUUCUGGAGAAAUGCUGUCACAAAAUGUGAGCUGUUAUUUAAAUAAACUGAACGUAACAUUC
Falco peregrinus (peregrine falcon) is the source of this 1181-nucleotide messenger RNA. RefSeq names its product calmodulin like 4 (gene CALML4). The record is from RefSeq and is a predicted model, not a curated record. Bases 596 to 958 code for a protein of 120 amino acids. The transcript has 6 exons. Gene Ontology annotation, molecular function: calcium ion binding. Gene Ontology annotation, cellular component: myosin II complex. Lineage: Eukaryota; Metazoa; Chordata; Aves; Falconiformes; Falconidae.